AUGGCAUCCCGCCCGCCCAACUUUCUCCGCCAUCUCCGCCCUCAUGCUGCUCGCAGUAAACCGCAUGCAUCACGCACCUUUUCCACCCCUCCACAACCAAAGACGUCGCAAGUGAAUAUCAAUGAAUCUCGUUCUCGCCUACGACGUUUCAAUGACCGCCUCCCCCGCUUUCUCCGCGCAUAUACCACACCAUUAUUCGGAGCACCGGUCACUCACAUCACAUCGUUUAUAAUACUCCACGAGAUCACUGCUAUACUUCCACUGUUUGGACUGGUCGGCGUAUUCCAUUACGGUGCUUGGAUGCCGAAUUUUGCGUCUGAAACGGGCGAAUCGAAUGCUUUUGACGAGGGAGCUGCGCGCUUUGGUCGUUGGUUGAAGAAGAAAGGAUGGGUAGACGAGGCGGAUGUAAAUACUGCUGCAAAACACGAGGCGACUGGAGAGAACGGGGUGGAACGGGCAGGUGUGCGAUUAGUGCUGGAAUUCGCGACAGCUUAUGCAAUUACGAAGGCUCUGCUGCCAGCUCGAUUGGCGGCGAGUGUAUGGGCGACGCCAUGGUUUGCAAGAACGGUGUUUACACCAACGGCGAACCUUGCUCGACGGUUGUUCAGGAGAGGCUAG
Molecule: messenger RNA, 618 nt
Organism: Penicillium soppii
Lineage: Eukaryota; Fungi; Ascomycota; Eurotiomycetes; Eurotiales; Aspergillaceae
Exons: 1
Coding region: 1-618 (205 amino acids)
Cellular component (GO): mitochondrion
Source: RefSeq, a predicted model, not a curated record